CAAAAACUACUUCCGUCGAUAUCAACCAAUCAGAUCAUAGAUGUGGCUCCCUGUCUUGAUUAUGAACGAGUUGAGUGAGAUUGUUGUAGAAGAAGAGAAGUAAACAUUGUAUUUUGUCGAACUCUAUAAUUAUUCAUCUAUAAAGAUGGUUUCAACGGAGGCAAUCGCUGCAAUGAAGGUGAUGGCAGCAGAUUCAAAGAAAAGAGCUGCACUUGUCAAGGAUCCAACAUGUGUAGGUGGACUAGUUAUUGUCUUGUCAAAUCCUGAACCUGCAACAGUGCAAGCUUCUUUAGAGACUCUAAAUCUCUUGUGUGAGUGUCCAGAAGCCCCAGCGAUCCUGAGGAAGCACAUGGGAAUGAUGGAUCAGUUGGACGCUCUCAUGUCAAACAGUGACAGCAAGAAUCUUGUCAUCAAGCGCCUAGCAGAGACUUUAUACAAAAGGCUGUGUGUGCCCAGUGAAACAACACAAGCUCCGCUCAGAGACUCCAGCAAUACGUCGCGGAGAAGCACAAGUUCAAGAAAUACAAGUUUGUCAGGACCAGCGAAAGCAAAGUCGAUUGUUUUGCAGCUGCGAGGCCUUCAUGACAAGAGUGACAGAGACUUGUGUGCCAGGUUGCUGUUGAAGGUGCGGGGUGUGAUCAGCAUCACGUUUGACUUGACCAGGAAGAGAUGUAUUCUGAGGACAAAGCUCGACGUCAAACCUGAGACUCUGGCAGCCUCUGUGGCAAGAUCAAUGACUAUGACAGCUCUGCAGGUGGUCAAGAAGGAGAAUGGUGAUGAGUCCUACGUGAAUUUCAACACCUGUGACCCCAUGGCUAUGGCCCCGCCCUCCCAAGAGAAAGAGAAUGCCGACAUGCCGGAUUACUUGUCGGACGACUCGGACACGACCUUUGUGGAGGAAAAAGCCGUGAAGAAGCCCACGAAGGAAGACGAAAAAAGGGCAGCGGGUUGGUUCUCUGUGGCCGCCAAUUUCUUGACAAAUUCGUUCUAUUGGUAGCUCUCUUGUGUUAUAUUAUUAUUUUUUUUUUCCCCCUUUUUAUUUCUUGUGAAUAAUUGAUGAUAUCUUGCUGUUUAUGUGUGGGUGGUUGGCGGGUGCUCUGAUGUGGUUUUCUCCUUCUUUCCUAUCAAACAUCUAUUGUCC
Messenger RNA from Aplysia californica (California sea hare), 1141 nucleotides. RefSeq names its product armadillo repeat-containing protein 1. Bases 146 to 997 code for a protein of 283 amino acids. Lineage: Eukaryota; Metazoa; Mollusca; Gastropoda; Aplysiida; Aplysiidae. The transcript is spliced from 9 exons. The record is from RefSeq and is a predicted model, not a curated record.